This is a messenger RNA of Priapulus caudatus, 3037 nucleotides long. Its product is annotated as lachesin-like. The record is from RefSeq and is a predicted model, not a curated record. Gene Ontology annotation, cellular component: neuron projection. NCBI's taxonomy places the organism in Eukaryota, Metazoa, Priapulida, Priapulimorpha, Priapulimorphida, Priapulidae.
CGCUGUAUGGACAGCUAGCACAGUGUCUGCGCAGAGUUCGAAGAAUGGAACAGGAAUUAUCCUGCCCAGGAUUAUAUACACCUCUCCAGACAUGACCAUUGUGUCGGGAGGAAAGGCCAUCUUGAAAUGCUUUAUGGAACAUUUGGGCCAAAAUCAUGUGUUGUGGAUUCACAAGGCGAACGGACAGUUUCGAGUCUUAACGAGCGGAGGCAGUCGCAUCACCAGCGACACUCGCUUCACUGUAGAGGUGAAGAGUGCGAAUCAGUUCAACUUAAACAUCAGAGAGGUCUAUGAGGAGGAUGCAGGAGAGUAUCAGUGUCAGAUAUCUGCCUCUAGCGUUGUGUCCAGAAGCACGCACGUAACAGUACACACGCCACCUGUGAUAACACAAGACAGUUCGAGGAUCCUGCAGGUGGGUGAGGGAAACAAAGUCUACCUGGUGUGUAACGCCACAGGGUUCCCAAAGCCUCGAGUCUACUGGCAGCGCGAAAACGAGGCCAUCCUGCCGAUGGGUGGAUUCCAAUUCUGGGGGAAUGUUUUAGAAAUCAAUGCAAUCAGCAGGGAAGAUCGAGGAAUAUACAUUUGUUACGCGACCAACAGUGUGGGCAGCGGAGAUAAGAGAUCUAUUCCUAUGAAAACCAGCAAGCUGUCGAUCAGUACUGUGAGGGACGAGCACUACAGGCAGUAUCGAUGUCAUACUGAGAAUGAGAAGGGAGCUGCAGAUGGCUAUGUUAAGUUGUCAGUGACGAGUGGAGCCAUGAAGACACCAUUGACUGCACCGUUGGUGUUGGGUCUGAUGACGUUGGUGUGGCUGUCGUUAUAGCAAGUGUUAUCAAGCAGUGGUUUACAUCAUCAAUGUUCAUGAUCAUAUCAAGGUACAUAGAGAAGUUAACGAUUAUAUUGCAGUCCAGUACUAUGAAGUUUGUUAAAGAGAGUUUAGUUUUUUGUAGAUUGCAGAGAUACAAACUGAAACGUUGACAACAUUAAUGAUCUGAUGUUAUAUGAACUGGCAUAAUUGUACAUUACAUCAUGGCUGCAUGGCAUUUGUAAAAAAAUACUACCACAAUCAUUUUCUCGAUAGCUAAUCAUGAAAGCGGUGGAAAUGCAUGUGAAAUUAAGGAUCAUUCUUUCUCAUAGCUAAUCAUGUACGCAAAGGAAAUUAGCGACAAUCUUAUUAUGAGACAGUUAGAAAAUUACGAGUGUAUGUGAUUUGUCAAUACUACGUUAUUAUGUAAGAUGAGGUCGCUGAUGGGGUAUGGCAAUGAAAUGCCAUAUAUGGCUGUAUAUUUUACAUUAUCAUUAGCACUAAAAAUGUUCAUUUGUUAACAAGGUCACUUGCUAUUCCCUUGUAGAGGAACGAUAGAAUGAAAACGUUAAAUUCUUUACCAUGGGUUUCGUUUUGCCCCCGAUUUUUAUGUAGGAUUAAGCCCUGGUAUCCGGCUUGUUUUAGUCAUUUAAUCAACAAAUUUUAGUAAGAACGGAAAUGUUUAUUGGGAAUCAGAAAAGGGUAUAAAUAAUUACUGGAACUGAGAUAUGGGAUACCCCAUCAGGACCCCCAUAGAUGGAAAUUAGACUGUUGUUUUGAAUGAAGGAAGGCAAAGCCGGGUGUUGAAAUGUUGAUGGGAUAUACGACAUCUGAAUCUCGUGACGCAUGGCAAUGUUGGCUUUGCCAUCGUAGCUUGCCAGCUUGCAGAUGAUUUUUAUACAGUUUUACUUUGCACUUAUAACCUGUAAAUAGCGUGUUUACACGUAAAAGUUCUAUUGUGGAGUGUAAAAUCGAGUUAAAUGCAUCUGGUGCAAUAGAUUGCGUGUCAGAUUCGUAUAACUUGUUACAACACAAGCUAGCUGGUAUCCGUGUAGCUUCCCCCGCCUAUAGUGAGAGCGACGGGCUACACGGAUAGAAUCAAGCACAAGCUAGAUCUGUACUGUUGUGAUUGCAAUGCUUAGCUAUGGUUCUUGUCCGUAUAUCAUGACAUACUUGGUAUGUACAGUUUAUGUCUUGUUUCCGCCAGACGGCAUCUUCUGAGUGCAGCCAUGGUGCGUUUGUACGUAUACGUACUUUUAUUACGUAAAAUAUCUACUGUUGAUAUACUCUGUACAGUUACAAUGUUUUACAACAAUAGAUGGCGAAAGUGCCGGUAUGUUAUUGUUGCCCUCAGCUUUACAGGCUGCCCGGCGGGCGGAUUUUUAGAGUUGGAAAUAGAACUGUAACCGCUUGCGCGGUUUUUAGCCUAUGGGCGCUCUCUUCAUUUAGAAUCUCGAAUUGUCAUCUGUGUUUUAAUACUCAUUGUGAGCGGUACCUAUGAUUUGUAUAUGUUGCGUAAAUGUUUACCUGUUAGCGCGUACGUGGGGCGUUUGGGUUGUGUCAUUUUUAUGAUCGUUUCACCACGCGCUGAUAUUUUAUGGGUUUUAAGCUGCUGUAUUGAUGAAAUGUUUCCACGUUAAUGCUGAAACCCAUGGUCAUAACCUAUGGUCAUAACCUAUGGUAUGAAACACAUGGUCAUACUCUUGUUCUGAUCAUUAAAUAACGUAGAGAAAUGUGUGAAGAUAUUAUCGUGAAAUUGUUGUUCAGUGGACUAGUGGCGUGCAACUGGUUCUAUAUUAUCAUGAGCCUAUAUUAUAUAAUACUAUAUUAUAGGCUAUUGAAACUCUUCAUGAUACUGUAGUUAUAUUUUUGUGAUAUAGAAGGAAACAGCAGCUCGCACUCUCACACACAGAGAUGUAUUCAUGGCUAGCGUAUAUUUUCACUUUAUCCUGCUGAUUCAGCAAACGCUAUUUUGUAUUUUACAUUUCUCCGUCCUUAGCUGUUAAAAACUACAGACAUCUUCAACGCGAUUCUUCAUUAAACUAUUCUGAAUUUCACCUAAAGUCACCUGACUUCAUAAACGGUCGGUUUUGAUAGAUACUAUUGGCAAAGUCUGGAAACAGGCAACGCGAUAGUGUGUAAAUGAAGAAUAGAAGUGUAGACCAUACACGAGUGACUGUCCAUGUAAUAAUCGUGGCAAUAAAAUAAAAUUUUCGUUUUUUAACUACUAUU